UGUUCCGUGCCAUUAUAAAUUUCAAGGUUCUGAGUUCUACCAUUAAACUUCAUAUAUUUGGAACGGUGCCAUUACUAAUCUGGAAUACACUAACUCAUGUCAUUUUGUACAUCUGAAACAGCCUUGGGCCCACGUGCAGGCCCGAGUAUUUUCGUAUUGCUCCUUCUGCCCCUGGCCGUCGGCCUAACCCGACUCGGGCUCACCCAACCGGCGCCGCGGUUCCCAUUCCUCCCUCUCUCUCCCUCCCUCUUCCCCGAACCCUAGAUCCCCAAAUCCGGUGGGCGGCGGCGAGGGCGGACGGCGGCGGAGGCGGCCAUCUGCAGCUGGUGGUGGCGAGGACAUGUCGGGGAGCUGGGCCGCAGGAAGUCCGAUGAAGUCCGCCGCAUCGUCGGGUAGCAGGAGCAGGGGCAGGGUCGAAGGUGAGCCGCUGCCGCUGAUUGAUUGCCCUAAAUGUAGGGUUCCAGUUGUGCAGCUUCGAAGCAAGAAACUUGAAUCGUACGGGAAGAUCUUCUACAAGUGUCCUAACAACUACCCGGACGAUGAAACUUGUGGUUGGUACUGGUGGGAAGCUGAUUAUGUGAACUAUUUGCAAGGAAGGAGAAUGAAGGAACUCCAAAUGGUCCAAGCACAUGAAGCUGCAAGAGAUGAAGUGUUAAGAGGUGGAGUAGUUGAAAGACAUGGUGAAACUGACGAGCUGGUGCUACAGAUUAGGGAAGUGAAGCAACAAAUGGGAGAGUUGAUGCACCAGAUUGUAGAGCUGAAGCAACAAUUGCGCCAGGGAAGAGUAUUUGCAGUGGACAAUGCAGUUUUAGCAGCUGUGUGUGUGGGUGUUGUAGUUGGGCUAGUUAUGGCUCUGUUUUGUAGGUGAAACUUAAAGGAACUUGAAUGUUGCUAUUUCGGAUGAAAUGAAAUGUGUAUUUCCUGA
Molecule: messenger RNA, 925 nt
Organism: Panicum virgatum (switchgrass)
Lineage: Eukaryota; Viridiplantae; Streptophyta; Magnoliopsida; Poales; Poaceae
Exons: 2
Coding region: 341-868 (175 amino acids)
Source: RefSeq, a predicted model, not a curated record